GUGGUUUCUAUUACCAACCUCACUUGCAUGAAUUCUCUGUCUUAGUUCCCUCUCUCACGCUUUCCCUUUCUUCUUUUUCAUUUCCUCUACCACUUAGAUACAUACACAAAAACACACCCUUUUCAGAUUCUACCUUAUAACCCAACUCUCCUUAGUCCGAUUCUGAUUGUGUCAAUGGAUCCUUCUAGUGCACUACCCGAGCAAAUGUCUAGCGAGUCAUCAAUGGAGAACAUGUUAGGCUGUUCAAAAGCUCAGCAAGAGAAGAAGCCAAGGCCUAAUCCAGAAGAAGCUUUGAAAUGUCCAAGAUGCGACUCCACCAGCACCAAAUUUUGCUACUAUAACAACUACAGUCUUUCUCAGCCAAGAUAUUUCUGCAAAUCUUGCAGAAGAUAUUGGACCAAAGGAGGAACACUGAGGAAUGUUCCAGUGGGAGGAGGAUGCAGGAAGAACAGAAGGUCAUCAUCAUCAUCAAAGAGGGCUCAGGAUCAGAACUUCACACCCAAUCCUAACCCACUCCCUCAUUUGUCUUAUGAUUCCAAUGACUUCACUCUAGCAUUAGCCAAGUUUCAAAAACAAUCAAGUGGCCAAUUAGGUUACAAUAGUGACCAUGAUCUUUCAAUUUUGGGGAACCCCACAGGGUCCUUUUGUGAUAUUCUAGGCAAUUCAAACAUGAAUCAUCAACCCUCCUCAGCAAAUCCGUCAUUUUUUGAUGCAAUUAGAACUGGGUUCCUUGAAACACAAAAUCAUCUUCAGAAUCUGUAUUGUGUGUAUGGAAGUGGGGACAUGGGGGAGGUGGAUAAUGGAAAUUCUGGUGGAGACAUAAUGAUGCCUUAUGAUCAUGUAAUGAGCAAUGCAGCAUCUCAGUCAGUGAGUGUAACUAGCAUGAAGCAAGAACUGUGUACUGGUAGAGAUCAAAGUGAAAGGAGGGUGUUUGGGAGUUUCAAUGGAGACACAAAUUACAUGGGUGAACUUGAUUCAGGAAGAGCAAUGAGUUGGAACAAUUUCACUUCAUCUUGGCAUGGGAUUCUCCGAAGUCCCCUAAUGUAGACCCCUUUAUGUCCUCUAAUGUUUGACUAAAAUUUCAGUCUUGAUUAAACUGUCAAUCCCAUUGAGUAGUUUUGGGUUAAUUGGGAUUUGAUGAUCACUUGCAUCCACUUUCUUUUCUUGUAUUUUUUUUCCUCCUUUUUUAGUUCUCCAAAAGUGUCAAAUUUUUUGUACUAUUAUCUUCUUAUUGACGAAUAGACGAAUGAAAUUCGAGUGAAAUAUGUAGAGCAUCAUUUUACUUAUUUGACAGACUGAAAAAAAAAAAAAAAAA
Messenger RNA from Cajanus cajan (pigeon pea), 1315 nucleotides. RefSeq names its product dof zinc finger protein DOF3.2. Gene Ontology annotation, molecular function: DNA binding; DNA-binding transcription factor activity. The record is from RefSeq and is a predicted model, not a curated record. Lineage: Eukaryota; Viridiplantae; Streptophyta; Magnoliopsida; Fabales; Fabaceae. Gene Ontology annotation, biological process: regulation of DNA-templated transcription.